Mangifera indica (mango) is the source of this 2611-nucleotide messenger RNA. Its product is annotated as mechanosensitive ion channel protein 2, chloroplastic-like. NCBI's taxonomy places the organism in Eukaryota, Viridiplantae, Streptophyta, Magnoliopsida, Sapindales, Anacardiaceae. Gene Ontology annotation, biological process: transmembrane transport. The transcript is spliced from 14 exons. The coding region runs from base 202 to 2397 and encodes 731 amino acids. The record is from RefSeq and is a predicted model, not a curated record. Gene Ontology annotation, cellular component: membrane.
UAGCCACUGUAGCAAAGCUAUUGGUGACUAUUCUAACGGUAUAGAAUUGGUACUUACUUCUCCGGCUCUCAACCCGUUUCAACUAUCUACCCCUCAGCAUCUUGGAAUUUCUUGGAAGCUUUAGAACCCUGAAAUUCUCUGCUAAAGUUAACUGGUAGUUUAUGUAGUGGCACCGCCUUGCUUAUACAUAUCAACCCUACAAUGGUGGUUGCUGGUUCCUUGCAAUUGUCCCAUGACUUGGGGCUUUACAGGAACCAGGGGUACAAGAAACGAAUCAAGAAUGAAACAGGAAGAGGCAACCUACAUUUAUUACAUGCUGCUCCCAGAUCAAGUGUUUUGUUUAGGCAGCAAGAUCCCUGGAGAAAUCAUCUCUCUGGCAGUCCAUACCGGCCAAUACAUUCUGUAUUUUAUAGAAGUGGUAGUAUUAGGUGCCAUUUUUCUCCUUUACCAGGCCAAGCAUGUCAGUGCGUGAAAGCUGCUUCAAUGGAAAUCACAAAGUCAUUUAAUGUUCUACAAGGUAGUCCUCUUGUACUUCAAUUACUUCCUGCGAUUGGUGUUAUUGUCUUUGCCGUGUGGGGUCUUGGGCCACUUGUGCGCUAUAGCAGAAAUAUGCUACUUCAUAAGAGUGAUAGUAAUUGGAAAAGGAGUAGAACACACUAUGUUAUGACAUCUUAUAUUCAACCGUUGUUGCUAUGGUCUGGAGCAAUACUCCUUUGCAGAACACUGGAUCCAGUAGUUUUACCUACAGAAGCGAUUCAGGCUGUUAAGCUACGAUCUUUGAACUUUAUAAGAUCAUUGUCAACUGUGCUAGCCUUUGCCUAUUGUUUAUCAAGUGUGAUUCAGCAGGCACAGAAAUUCUUCAUGGAGACUAGUGACUCCAGUGAUGCAAGAAAUAUGGGUUUCCAGUUUGCAGGGAAAGCUGUGUACUCUGCAGUCUGGGUUGCUUCUAUUUCAUUGUUCAUGGAGUUGCUCGGUUUCUCCACCCAAAGGUGGCUUACUGCUGGAGGUCUCGGGACAGUAUUGCUGACUCUUGCUGGUCGUGAGAUAUUUACAAAUUUUCUCUCAAGUGUUAUGAUUCAUGCAACUCGACCUUUUGUUGUGAACGAAUGGAUACAAACAAAGAUUCAAGGCUAUGAGGUGUCUGGUACUGUUGAGCAUGUGGGUUGGUGGUCUCCAACAAUUAUAAGGGGUGACGAUCGUGAAGCUGUUCAUAUCCCAAAUCACAAGUUCACUGUAAAUGUUGUUAGAAAUCUUACACAGAGAAGUCAUUGGCGUAUUAAAACUCACCUAGCCAUUAGCCACUUGGAUUUUCAUAAAAUUAAUAAUAUUGUUGCUGACAUGCGCAAAGUCUUGGCCAAGAAUCCUCAAAUUGAGCAGCAGAGGUUGCAUAGAAGAGUAUUUCUGGACAAUAUCAAUUCUGAAAAUCAAGCUCUUCUGAUCUUGGUGUCUUGCUUUGUGAAGACCUCACAUUAUGAAGAGUAUCUAUGUGUAAAGGAAGCUGUACUGUUGGAUCUUCUUAGGGUUAUCAGCCAUCACAGGGCGAGACUUGCAACACCAAUCCGCACAGUGCAGAAAAUAUUUACUGAUGCUGACCUGGAAAAUGUACCAUUUGCAGACUCUGUCUACAACCGUGGAGGUGUGGCAUCUAAUCGCCCUUUACUAUUAAUUGAACCGUCAUACAAAAUCAAUGGAGAAGAUAGAGCAAAAUCUCAAACUCGUCCUUCACACUCAAGCGGAGAACAGGAUGGUAAGAGCCCAAAGCCAACACCUGAUGUCAGAACAGAUUCUAUUGUUGGAGGGACUCCAAAAUCUGAGUCUAAGGCAGGUGUGAAAAUUGCUGAAACACCAAAUCCUGACACGAGGGAGGACCAAAAUGGUGAUAAAUUAACCAAAUUAACAUCAAAGUCUGUACCCAAGACAAAUUUUAAGAUCGCCAAUAUGUCAAGUUCUGGAUCCAAAGUUCAUGGCUCAGUGUCUGAUAAUUCAAUCAAAGACAAAAAGAUGUCUGAAAGCAAGCAACCUAAAAUGGGAAAUCCUGGGAAUGUAAUACAAAACGGCAAGUCAGAAAAUCCUUCGGUUUCAUCAUCAGAGACCAGUACAGACAAAGGUGGUGGAUUACAGGAGUCAAAGCAUGUAGGUGAUAAGUUGCCGGUGACACAACAACCUACAUCAAGGCCUGUGUUGGAAGAAAAUAUAGUUCUUGGUGUUGCAUUGGAGGGCUCCAAAAGAACCCUUCCAAUAGAGGAAGAUAUGGUUUCCCCACAACCAACAGAGAUGAAGGAAAUGGCUAGUGCUCCCCCAAAUGGAAAUGGAUCUUCAACUAACGAGAAGGAAAGUAAAGAUGGUCAAUCGCCAUCCAGUUCUGGUGCAGCAUCUAGUGUCAGUGAGAGCAGUUAGAAUAGUUGCAGGCAAUUGCAUCUUGGCAUUGCUAACUUAAGAAACCUACACCAAAUCGAUUUUUUUUUUUUAAAUCAAGCAGUCAUACACUGUAAAUGCUCUCAGUAUAUUCUUCAUUAUCAGUUCUCUCAACCAUUUCAAAAUGCACCGGUUGUGAAAUUAGUGAACUUGUGUGGUUCAAUGAAUGAUAGAACCGAAGAAAUGUUCAUAGGCA